Ectocarpus siliculosus is the source of this 618-nucleotide messenger RNA. NCBI's taxonomy places the organism in Eukaryota, Phaeophyceae, Ectocarpales, Ectocarpaceae. The record is from the annotation of a GenBank genome assembly.
AUGUCAAGGCGAGACGUCAGGGUUCUGUCGGCUGCCGCCGCCGAGCCGUACAAGGCCGUGGUGUUCGGCAGCACGGGGGCCGUCGGCAAGGAGGUCGUCCGAGCCCUCGCGGAGUCGGAGCAGUGCCAGUCGGUCGUUGCCGUCGUCAGGAGGCUCACCCCGGUGUCCGAGUGGAGAGGGGAUGCGGCCAAAAGCAAGACCAGCGGCAGCGACGCCAACUUCAACAAGGUCGAGGUAAAACGCAUCAACUACGACACUCUCGAGACUUCUCUCCCGGAACAAGAGAUGCGCGGGAAGCAGGUUGUUUUUUACUGCCUCGGCACGACCAGAAGCGACGCCGGCAGCGCUGCAAACUUCAAGAAAGUUGACUUUUCUUACUUGGAAGGCGUGUGCCAACUGUGCCGGGUGGCGGGGGUGGACCACUUCUCGCUGGUGUCGAGCCAGGGAGCGUCGGCUUCGAGCCCGCUGCUCUACCCGAAGGUCAAGGGCCAGUGCGAGAAGCUUGUGCGAUCAGCCGGCUACCCGCACACGAGCAUCUGGAGGCCAGGCCUUCUCGGGAGGGGCAGCAAGGCCAAGGGUGUGGAGAAGGUGGCCCGCUUCUUGGUUACCCCGGGGUGA